This is a messenger RNA of Helicoverpa zea (corn earworm), 1108 nucleotides long. Its product is annotated as prostatic acid phosphatase-like. The transcript has 7 exons. Lineage: Eukaryota; Metazoa; Arthropoda; Insecta; Lepidoptera; Noctuidae. Gene Ontology annotation, molecular function: phosphatase activity. Gene Ontology annotation, biological process: dephosphorylation. Bases 47 to 1108 code for a protein of 353 amino acids. The record is from RefSeq and is a predicted model, not a curated record.
AGUCGCUGGAAAAUGUUGUAGAACUGUCGCAGAAACUGACCUGGUGAUGGUGUUUUUGGUUCAUCGUCAUGGAGACAGAUCUUCAGAGAAAGUGCAGCUGUUCCUAAGUGAUAAUCCAGAGGAGCUGGCUAGGAUGUCGGAACCAUAUGGAUUUGGUCAACUGACUGAUUCAGGCAAAGCCCGUAGCUACGCCCUAGGCCAGUACCUCCGUCAUCGUUACAAUGACCUCCUAUCACCAUCCUAUAUACCUUCGGAGAUCUUCGUGAGAUCCACCGAGUCUGACCGAACGCAAAUGACAGCUAGAAUAGCUUUGACUGGUGCUUACUCUUCUGAAGUGCUGUGGUCUGAAGAUAUGGAACUCGUACCAGUUGAGUUGGAUGUGAUACCGGCUAAGGUUGAUCCGAAUUUGUCAUUCAUGAAUUGUCCAAAACUAACGUCCUAUUUUCUUGGAUUUCAAGCAAAGAAUAAAAAUGAAGAGAAGCAGGAUUAUGAAGACGUUUUAGCUGUAUUAUUUGAAGAGAUAGGUUUAAAUUUGCCUAAAUGCCCUCUACUGAUGUAUGCAAUGGCUGACUGUUUUGCUAGUCAGGAAAGUGUAGGAAUGCCCUUCACUGCUUUGCAACAAAAACUGGGUCCCUCUGUUCGACAGGGCGCUAGGCAGGCAGUGAACUAUAUGUUCGGGAAUCCCGAAUACAUACCAUUGCAAACUGGAGUACUUCUAAACGAAUUCUUCGACACAGCAGACCAGAUAGUCUCCGGCGCCAACACACCAAGAGUCAGAGUACUUUCUGGCCAUGACUUCAACGUAUACUCGUUCCUGGCUGCCACCAGGGCAGUUCCGAAGCAGGGUGUGCCAGAAUACUGUGCAGUCUACUCCUUGGAGCUAAGGAGAUGUAGGGACAGUGGAGAGUAUGUUGUGGUGCCAGUCUACGCCAACAGUCCAACUGAAGGUGAAGCAUAUUUAGAAAUAGAAGAUUGUGGUACUAUCUGCGAGUAUGAGAGGUUUAGACGCUUGACAUCUCAAUACGUGAUCACUGAAGACCAGUUAAGAGAAAAGUGCAAGACUGAGGAAACAGUAUCUAUUGAUACGUUACAAUCUUUAUUUACUUAA